ACACAACUAUCAGUCUAAUACAAUAUUUUUGUGGCCCCUGAGAGGUUUCUAACGGUGGGUGUUCAACCACAACAGUUUCUUAUGGCAUGGUCCACUUCAGCUUCGGAUCUGCUUCAAUUUUAGGUUCAUGCCGUGAAUUGAUCUGAAAAAAUGGAUGGAUGGAAGGGAUAUAAAGCAAAGGCAGUAGACCUACAGUGCCCAACAGAUCACCACACCACUAAUCCGCAUCUUAUGUUACAAGGUUCGGACUAAUUUGUUCAGGAUGAGUUUUUUAUGGUAACUCAUCCGCAGGAGCAUUCUGAAUAUGAACGGUUCUGAUCACACGACCAUCUUUGCAAGUGGCCCAAUGAGGUGUGACACAUACUCGUGGCUUUACAAAGAGAAAUACAUCCAUUCUGGGUUGUUAAUGGGGUAGGUUAAAGAUGGACGGCCAUGAUUAAUAUAUCAGCCUGCAAGACCAAAGCAUCUUUCCUUCUAAACGAAGAAAAAGCCAAGGUCCCAGGCAAUUGAAAGAAAGGAUAUCACUGAGAGAAGGGCCGCUUUUAUCCUCUAUCUUUGAGUUUCGAACAAAGUGAGUGCAUUUGCUUGUGAGAAGAAGAGAGAGGCUAAGAUGAUUGCUGAGGCUAUUGUUUCCUUUGUCGUACAAAAAAUUGGAGAUUUCCUUGUCGAUGAAGGAGUUUACCUCCACGGAGUACGUGGUGAGGUGGAGUGGGUCAAAGAAGAAUUGGGGUGGAUGCAGGCCUUCUUAAAAGAUGCAGAGAGGAAACAAAAUGAUGCAAGGGUGAAGAAAUGGGUAGAUGCUGUAAGAGACAUUACUUACAAAGCGGAGGACGUCAUUGACAACCUCAUCCUUCAAGUGGGCGAUACUUCCCUUGUUAACAAACCAAUAGCUCGGCAUGAGCUAGGCAAGAAGAUGGAAGAGAUAAAGAAUGAAAUCAUUCAGAUCCGUCAGAGAAGAAAGACUUAUGGCAUUAAAAAUCUCUGCCAAGGUGGAGAAGGAAGCAGUUCCAUGAGCCAAAGUUUGCGAGAGCAGAGGCGAACCUCUCCUCUACUAGAAGAUACAGAAAUAGUUGGUUUCCAAGAAGAUGUCAAGACUGUGGUGGAGCGGUUGAUCAAGGGCGACUCACGGCUAUGUGUGAUUUCUAUAGUUGGAAUGGGUGGUCUUGGCAAGACUACUCUCGCCAGGAAAGUUUAUAAUCAUGAUACUGUUAAGAACCAUUUCGAUUGCAAUGCAUGGAUAUGUGUAUCUCAAGAAUAUGAUACAACGGAUCUGUUGCAGAGCAUUAUGAGAUGCUUCAUGAUUCCCACUAUGGAACAUCAUGGGAUGAACGCUGUUCAGUUGAAGGAGAAGCUUUUCAAGCAUCUGAAGGGGAUGAGAUUUUUUUUGGUGGUAGAUGAUAUCUGGAAGACUGAAGCAUGGAAUGCUUUAGCGGCCGCUUUUCCAGAUAUGAAUAAUGGAAGUCGAGUCCUGCUCACCACUCGCAACAGAGAAGUAGCUUCAUCUGCAGAUUGCCAGAGCUGUCUUCAUGAACUGCAACUUUUAGGAAAAGAUGAUAGCUGGAAAUUAUUCUGUAAAAAGGCAUUCUCAGCUCAAGAUAGCAAUUGCCCUAAAAAUUUAGAGGGGUUGGGAAAGGUGAUUGUGGCUAAAUGUCAUGGUCUACCGCUUGCACUCAUUGUCAUUGCAGGGCUGUUAUCAAAGAAAGAAAGGCUCCCAAGUGAGUGGGAGAAGGUACUGAAAAGCCUUAGCUGGCAAUUUGUGGAACGCGAACAACAAAUUUCAAGAAUAUUAGCUUUAAGUUAUGAAGAUCUGCCCUAUCACUUGAAGCUCUGUUUUCUCUAUAUAGGAGUUUAUCCUGAAGACCACGAGUUCUCUGCAAGACAGUUGAUUUGGUUGUGGGUUGCGGAAGGAAUUGUAUAUCCAAGAGGGGUUGAAACGUUGGAGGAAGCCGCAGAAGAUUGCCUGGUGGAGCUAAUCCAAAGAAGCCUAAUUCAAUUAGUAAAAAGAAGUUCCAUUCAGGGAGUUAAAAGCUGUCGCAUCCAUGAUCUGCUUCGAAAUCUCUCAAUCUCAAUAGCGAAGGAAGAAAAAUUUCUCGACGGGAGCACAAAUUCUCUCUCUCCAUAUAAAGCACGUCGGCAUUGUGUGCAUCAUGGCAUUGGUAAGUAUAUUUCCAUAAAACAAUCCACUCCAUGCCCUCGUUCCAUCUUGUGCUUCAGUCUAGACGGAGAAAAUCUUGUAAAGAACGAGCUGGGGCUUCUUUGCCAACGCUUUCCUUUGCUUAGGGUUUUACAUCUACACAGAAUAGAAGUAAAAGAGUUUCCAAAUGAAAUAGGCACACUUAUCCACCUGAAAUUUCUUGGCAUUACGGGGAAGGUGCGCAAUCUUCAAAGACUCCCAUCGUCGAUAGCCAAUCUUCGCAAUUUACAAACACUCGUGGUAGAUGAACAUAAUGAAAUCGAGAUACCUAGUGAUAUUUGGAAGCUGCAACAACUAAGGCAUAUAUGUGUAAACGGAACAAUUAAAGGGCCUGAAGCAGGGUUGCUCAGUUUUCCAAGCAACCUGCAAACUCUAAAAUCUAUUAGGGCAGACAACUGGAGAGAGGAUUGCCUGGGAAAGAUGAUUAAUCUUAGGAAAUUAGCAAUAUGGAGACUUGAUGUAAGUGGGCAUGGAAACCGAUUUUUGGACUGUAUUCCCGAAUUUAACCAACUCCGGUCUCUGAGGCUAGUUGUUUCUCCGUUCAGUAAUCCAUACCCAUGUCCGCCAAUUUCUAAUCUGCAGCAUCUGUAUAAGCUUCAUUUGAGCGGAACGUUUGUGAAGCUACCCGAAUCUCAUGAAUUCUCACCAAAUCUGACCAAGCUUACCUUGGAAAAGACCAGGUUAGUUCAUGACCCGAUGACGACACUAGAGAAACUAACAAACCUGCGGAUUCUCAGAUUGGUUUUUAAUUCAUGUGUGGGAAAGGAAAUGGUCUGCUCUGCAGAAGGGUUUCCUCAACUCGAGUCCCUGGAGCUUGAAGGUUUACGUCAUUUAACGGAGUGGAGAGUUGAAGUAAGAGCAAUGCGGAGUCUUUUAUAUUUACGUAUUUCUUCUUGCAAUCAAUUGAAGAUGCUUCCAGAAGGACUGCAGCAUGUGACUAAACUCAGGAAAUUGGAGCUAUCUUUUAUGCCACAGAGUUUCAAAAAUAGGCUUCGAAAUGGGGGAGAGGAUUGGCAUAAGAUUCGAGACAUUCCCUACAUCCACUUAUCCGUGGAUAAUUUGGCUUCACUUAGAUUAUAAAAGAGUGAUGAAAAAGCCCCAUACAGAGAGGACUGAGAUGUGGAAGCUGGAACAACUUCGACUGAAAUACGCUGCAGCUGGUUAUGGAGAUAAGUAUUGAGAUGUGGUAACCAAAGAUCGGCUUUCAUUCUUUGUUGCGGGCAGAUUCUAGAUAUCUCCAAAGUAAAGCUGGACAUGCCUCAACAAUUGAUCAGGAAGACGAGGGAUAGGAUUGGCAUUUGAUUCAACAUAUACGUCCAUUAACAUACAGAUAUGUUGUUGUUAUGAUGUUGUGAUUAGCAACCAAAGACAAGCUUUCCUUGUUUCGUGCACACAGAUUCAUGAUGUCUCCAAAGCAAAGACAUUGACCAUCAGAUUAGAAGUUUCAUUUGUAAGGUUUUUGGAGCAUCUUUCAUCUAUGGCAGAGCUUAUCAAAUAAAAGUUUGCAUCUCACAACUGCUGGCCCCACUUGUUUUACUUACAGAAUUGAUUCCAAACUUCUCUCUCAUAGGAGAUUGUGAUGACAACUAGAUGGAUGGGGAGAAUAUGGACUGGUGAUUCGACGAUGAUGAGAUGUUUGGAUGAUAUUUUCUAGCUUGAGGAUAUCUGUAUCUUUUGCAACCAAUCAUUUGUAUGGUACAAUGUGAUAAUAUUCAUCAUGAUACAUUCACUACUCCAAAAUAUUACACAGAAUUUUAUGUGAUGUUUGAUUUAUUUUCCCGUAUUCAUGUUUACCUGUAUUGUGCUAGUUCAAAAUUGAAAUAGAAGCAAUUUCUCUUC
Messenger RNA from Magnolia sinica, 4033 nucleotides. Its product is annotated as probable disease resistance RPP8-like protein 2. Gene Ontology annotation, molecular function: ADP binding. The coding region runs from base 611 to 3274 and encodes 887 amino acids. The record is from RefSeq and is a predicted model, not a curated record. Gene Ontology annotation, biological process: defense response to other organism. NCBI's taxonomy places the organism in Eukaryota, Viridiplantae, Streptophyta, Magnoliopsida, Magnoliales, Magnoliaceae. The transcript is spliced from 4 exons.